CAAGGACAACAACCACCCCAGCCACUGCCUGUUCACCCCGCUACCAUCCACAAGGCGAGGUCAGUACAGGGGGAGUUUGUGGUGCAUGCAGCGAUGACCCCACUAAAGGAGGACAAUCCUGGUGGCCUGAUGAAUGAGGAUGACAAAGACUACAUCCUAGAUCACGCAGAACAUCUGAACCGCAUGGUUCCUGGAGGACUGUCUGUGAUGGGCAUGUUUGUGGUCUCCCCGUCCCAUCAGACCAAAGAGAGCCAUAUGAACAUGAGGCGGACUAUCGUUGCUGUGGAAAAUCGUGUAUCUGAGGACAGGCUUUGGGGUUUGUCAGAGGAGGACACCAAUGACAGAGUGAUGCUUCAUAUCUGCUCCAACACCAACAUAGUGACUUGCUGGAUUAUGAACAUUAAAGAACCCAGUAAAUCUUCUAAAUCUGCGACAUGGAGUUACCUGCAGUGGAUGACAGCGUUCUGGCCUGUUGCAGUCUGCCCCAUGGACAUCGACCUCAUGUUCCCUAUCAAGGACAAGACCCGCCACGGUUUGAUGCAGGCCAUGAAGGAUGGGAUGAUGAGGUGGGCAAAGAAGACUGAGGCCAGUGUUUGUCUCCUCAACAACAAAAAGCUACCAGCUAAGACAAAUUUGAACCCCCCAACUAAGAGGAACGAUUCACAAAGGAUAAAGAUUCAAGGUCAGAUCUUCAUCCCAACGGCAGGGGGCAAGCUGGGGGAGAGGCCGUCCACUGCGUCAGUGCAGGUAUGCAGCUGUAUCCUGAGACUGAAGGGGAGUCUGGGGUGCAGAGCGUACAUGAACCCUGCAAGGACCACUGCCAAGACCACCACCAUGUACAUCAAGAGGGACAUCAUCAGGAGUGUCUACAGCAGUGCCAAAAACUUCUUUCAACAUCUGAUAAAUGAUGAAAACUCAGCGAAGGCAUUCAUGGGCUCCCAGGCCUUGGCCAAGCGGGUGUUCUUCCUGGUUCCCGACACUGGCAUCUCUCUGUGUGACUAGACACUCUCCUCUGAGACUGAGGCAGCUGUCCAGGAGAGGGUGAGGGAGUGGGCAGGCUUCACCAUCCCUGAUGGGCAGCUCCAUAUCACCCAGCAGCUGGUACAGGGAAGGUUGGAGUGGCACCAAGGUGUGGCAGUGGCUUCAGGAGUCUCCCUAGUGGCCUGUCUCAUCUAUAGGCUCUUCCUAGAAGAGUGACGAUGUGGCCCACGGAGUCAAGCGGUUCAAUCCCAGGAUCUGGCAUGCAAAGGACAUCAGAACAUCCCAGUGAUUCCCGUAAAUUAAAGGGGCCUGUGCAAUGAUAUGGAAGUUAAGAUGUGUUUUUUCCAUUUCUAUUAACACAUUCCAGUAACAGAUGACAGUGUGUCUAGGAAUACACUUCCUGGGUUCAUUGUUAGAGGGGCCCAUUCAUAUUUGCGGCGUGAGACGGCAAAGUCACGUGGAAGGAGCAAUUUAUUUUCACGUGAGAUCAGAGCAGCUGCUAUAGUUUUACACUCUAACGGGAGCAUCAUGCCCCAGACCGGGUCCUCAGCCCUGUGUCAUGCCUCAUGAUGUGACAUCAUCAGAAAUUUGCUUCCUGCAACACAAACUCAAAAAAGUUCUGGGACACUGUAAAGUCCUUGGAGAAUAAGAGCACCUCCUCCCAGCUGCCCUCUGCACUGAGGAUAGGAAACUCUGUCACCACCGAUUAAUCCACUAUAAUUGAGAAUUUCAAUAAGCAUUUUUCUACAGCUGGCCAUGUUUUCUACCUGGCUAUCCCUAACCCGGUCAACAGCACUGCACCCCCACAGCAACUCGCCCAAGCCUUCCCCAUUUCUCCUUCUCCCAAAUCCAGUCAGCUGAUGUUCUGAAAGAGCUGCAAAAUCUAGACCCCUACAAAUCAGCCGUGCUAGACAAUCCGGACCCUUUCUUUCUAAAAUGAUCUGCCGAAAUUGUUGCAAUCCCUAUUACUAGCCUGUUCAACCUCUCUUUCUUGUCCUCUGAGAUUCCCAAAGAUUGGAAAGCAGCUGCGGUCAUCCCCCUCUUCAAAGGGUGGGACACUCUUGACCCAAACUGCUGCAGACCUAGAACUAUCCUACCAUGCCUCUCUAAAGUCUUCGAAAGCCAAGUCAACCAACAGAUUACCGACCAUUUCGAAUCCCACCGCACCUUCUCUGCUAUGCAAUCUGGUUUCAGAGGUGGUCAUGGGUGCACCUCAGCCACACUCAAGGUCCUAAACAAUAUCUUAACCACCAUCGAUAAGAAACUAUACUGUGCUGUCGUGUUCAUUG
Messenger RNA from Salmo salar (Atlantic salmon), 2270 nucleotides. Lineage: Eukaryota; Metazoa; Chordata; Actinopteri; Salmoniformes; Salmonidae. The record is from RefSeq and is a predicted model, not a curated record.